Molecule: messenger RNA, 1515 nt
Organism: Mandrillus leucophaeus (drill)
Lineage: Eukaryota; Metazoa; Chordata; Mammalia; Primates; Cercopithecidae
Product: zinc finger protein 468-like
Biological process (GO): negative regulation of transcription by RNA polymerase II
Molecular function (GO): DNA-binding transcription repressor activity, RNA polymerase II-specific
Source: RefSeq, a predicted model, not a curated record
AUGAGAGAAAAACCUUUCCGAUGUAAUGAGUGUGGCAAAGCCUUUAAUUAUAGCUCACAUUUAAGGAGACAUCACAUAACCCAUUCAGGAGAGAAACAACAUAAAUGUGAUGUAUGUGGCAAAGUCUUUCAUCAAAAGCAAUACCUUGCAUGGCACCAUAGAGUCCAUACUGGAGAAAAACCUUACAAGUGUAAUGAGUGUUGCAAGACCUUCGGUCACAAGUCAUCUCUUACACGCCAUCAUAGACUUCAUACUGGAGAGAAACCUUACAAAUGUAAUGAGUGUGGUAAGACCUUCAGUCAGACAUCAUCCCUUGUGGGCCAUCGUAGACGUCAUACUGGAGAGAAACCUUACAAAUGUGAAGAAUGUGACAAAGUUUACAGUUGCAGAUCACAACUUGAAACACAUAGGCGAAUUCAUACAGGAGAGAAACCAUACAAAUGUAAGGUUUGUGACAAAGCUUUUAGGCAUAAUUCAUGCCUUUCACGCCAUAACAGAGUUCAUACUGAAGAGAAACCUUACACAUGCAAUGAAUGUGGCAAGGUUUUCCGGCGUGAUUCAUACCUUGCACAACAUCAGAGAGUUCAUACUGGAGAGAAACCUUACACAUGUAAUGAAUGUGGUAAGGUUUUUAAUCAAAAAGCACACCUUGCAUGUCAUUAUCGACUUCAUACUGGAGAGAAACCUUAUAAGUGUAACGAGUGUGGCAAGACCUUCAGUCAGAAGUCAUCCCUUGUAGGCCAUCGUAGACUUCAUACUGGAGAGAAACCUUACAACUGUCAUGAGUGUGGCAAGACCUUUGCUCGAAAUUCAUCCCUUGUAAUUCAUAAGGCAAUUCAUACUGGAGAGAAACCUUACAAGUGUAAUGAAUGUGGCAAGGCUCUGUUGACAUUCAGGAAUGUGGCCAUAGAGUUCUCUCAGGAGGAGUGGAAAUGCCUGGACCCUGCUCAGAGGGCUUUAUACAGAGACGUGAUGCUGGAGAAUUAUAGGAACCUGGUCUUUCUGGCUAUCUCUUCCAAAUGCACGAUGAAGAAGUUCUCAUCAACAGGGCAAGGCAAUACAGAAGUGAUCCACACAGGGACAUUGCAAAGACAAGCAAGUCAUCACACUGGAGAAAGUUGCUUCCAGGAAAUUGAGAAAGAUAUUCAUGACUUUGUGUUUCAGUGUCAAGAAGAUGGAAGAAAUGGCCAUGAAGCACCAAUGACAAAAAUAGAAAAGAUGACUGGGAGUACAGACCGAUAUGAGCAAAGGCAUGCUGGAAACAAGCCUAUUAAUGAUCAGCUUGAAUCAAGCUUUCAUUCACAUCUGCCUGAACUGCACAUAUUUCAGACUGAAGAGAAAAUUGAUAAUCAAAUUGAGAAGUCUAUCAACAAUGCUUCCUCAGUUUCAACAUCCCAAAUAAUUUCUUGUAGGCCCAAAACACAUAUUUCUAAUAAGUAUGGGAAGAAUUUCCUGCAUUCGUCAUUACUCACACAAACAGGAAGUACACAUGAGAGAGAAAUCUUUCCAAUGUAA